AAAGUGAGGACCGAAGAAAACACUGCUCUACGUGCAGCGAACCAUCCUUCAUCAUGUGCUCCAUGAAGAAAUGCGCCUUAGUUUUUCUUACCAUUGCAACCUUUCUGGUCUUUGCGGGAGCUGCUGUUUUCUUUUACUUCGGCCAGUUCGCAGACGAGAGCGUCUUCGAUUUCCAUGUCUAUAAUCAAACAUUGAAACUGUUCGCGAAAUAUCCCGUUGAAAUAACACCAGCAGAAUGGACUUUUUGGACGUGGACAGCCGUGUUCGGCUGGCAGUUGCUUUGGCUGUUUUAUUCGCUGAUCUUGAUGUGCCGUUGGAACGGCCCCGAAGUCCUAACGCCGUUUUUCUUCGUCUUCACCCUGCUAGGGUUCGGUUGCAUGCUCGGUUGGGUAUUGUUAUGGGGCGAAGAUCUCAUCAAUAUCGCUCUGGGAUUAAUCGCUGGUACGGUUGCUUUCCUGUGUGUAGCCCUUGGUAUCGCCUACUAUCGAGUAUUUACUCUGCGCGAUGGAAUGAAAAACUUUCCAACCGGCGACUGGAUAGCGGUCGAAGUGCUCGUCUUGAACGGAGUGGCUCUGUUUGCAUCUUGGGCGCUUUACAACGCCUUCCAAGGCGUUGCAAUCGUUCUCAAGUACACGGCUGAAGUAGAAGAUGAAAUCACCUGUACCAUAGUCCUUGCCGGCUUUGCAGCUACUCUCUUUUUCUGGUUUUGUUUGGACAACUUUGUAUUUUGGCAGUUCACUCUUUUUACUGUCACUCCUUACGCACCCAUGAUCGUUGGCUUCACGGGAACCCAUAUGGAAAAUUGGAAUGAGGACAAGAGAAAUUCGAUUUUUAAUGUCUCGUUGUUAGGCGCUUGUUCUUUGAUGCUAUUGCUAAAAAUAAUCCAUGUCAUUUGGCGGAUCUGGAGAGAUAGAAAGAAGAGCAAGCGAAUUGUAAUCGAGGAGAAUAUAAACAUGAUUUAAAAUGACUUGUAAGACAUUCUUCAAGGAAUUAGCCUUCAGUGAGUGGUGCGAAAAGUGCCGGUGGGUUGCCAGGAUCGCAAAGCGCCGGAUCGUUUGAGAGACAAUUCAAAGGAAAGGGAGAAAACUGACCACGAAUACAAAGUGCUUGCUUGAAGUCUAUUUUAACAGAGUGGAAGAGAAGUUGUCCCUUUAUUCGCUAGCAGCUGCGGAGAUGUAUGGAGUGAAGCGUUUUCCAUUAGUUAACGCUUUUAAAUUGUUAAUUCGCCGAGCUUAACGUCCCUCGGGUAAUUUAAAUGCUCUGCAUUUCAAGAGAUUAUGCAAAGUAAACAAAAUAUAUCGGAGUACUUCCUCGUCAACGGAUCUUACUCGACUUUUGAUCAAUGUAGUACUC
Messenger RNA from Porites lobata, 1353 nucleotides. Lineage: Eukaryota; Metazoa; Cnidaria; Anthozoa; Scleractinia; Poritidae. The record is from the annotation of a GenBank genome assembly.